Saccharomyces kudriavzevii IFO 1802 is the source of this 1236-nucleotide messenger RNA. RefSeq names its product Pdx1p (gene PDX1). NCBI's taxonomy places the organism in Eukaryota, Fungi, Ascomycota, Saccharomycetes, Saccharomycetales, Saccharomycetaceae. Bases 1 to 1236 code for a protein of 411 amino acids. Gene Ontology annotation, biological process: pyruvate decarboxylation to acetyl-CoA. Gene Ontology annotation, molecular function: dihydrolipoyllysine-residue acetyltransferase activity. The record is from RefSeq and is a predicted model, not a curated record. Gene Ontology annotation, cellular component: pyruvate dehydrogenase complex. The transcript has a single exon.
AUGCUAAGUGCAGUAUCUAAAGUCACCACUUUGAGAGCAUGUACAAGAUAUCUAACCAAAUGCAACUACCAUGCAUCCACUAAACUGUUUGCAAUAAAGACAUUUUCCAUGCCUGCAAUGUCCCCCACUAUGGAGAAAGGUGGAAUUGUGUCUUGGAAGUAUAAAGUUGGUGAACCAUUCAACACGGGCGAUGUGAUAUUGGAGGUAGAAACAGAUAAAUCUCAAAUUGAUGUGGAAGCCCUGGACGAUGGUAAAUUAGCCAAGAUUCUGAAAGAUGAAGGCGCUAAAGAUGUCAAUGUUGGUGAACCUAUUGCCUAUAUUGCGGAUGUUGAUGACGAUUUAGCCGCUGUAAAGCUACCUCAAGAGCAAAACACGGAAAAGCCAAAAUCUUCCAGAAAUGAAGCACCAUCUCCAGAAAAAGAUGAAGUAACAAAGCAACAGCAUAAAGAACCUGCACUUACAGAGGCUAAGAGAACCAAGGGUGAGCAGGCAAACUCUGAACAGACCUUCCUACCAUCUGUUUCAUUACUAUUGGCUGAAAACGGUAUAUCCAAACAAAAGGCGUUGAAGGAAAUCAUGCCAUCCGGGUCGAAUGGUAGGUUAUUAAAAGGUGAUGUGCUAGCAUAUCUAGGAAAAAUACCACCAGAUUCGGUUACCAAGAUAACGGAAUUCAUCAAGAAAAACGAACACCUUGACUUAUCGAACAUCGAGCCAAUACAACUCAAGCCUGAAGAAAGUGAGCAGGCUCAAAGAAAAAUUACUAACAAAAAGGAGAUCACACCAGUGCAAUUUGAAGAACAAUUGAUGUUCCAUGCUCCAGCCUCUGUUCCCUUUGAAAAAUUGCGGGAAUCAUUAAACUCUUUCAUGAAAGAGGCUUAUCAGUUUACCCAUGAAACACCACUAACAGACACAAAUUCAAAAUAUUUUGACCCCAUAUUCGAGGAUCUUGUUACCUUGAACCCAAGGGAGCCAAGAUUUAUAUUCUCCUACGAUUUGAUACGAAUCCCUAAGGCCAAUAACAUGCAAGAUAUCUAUGAGCAAGAGGACAUUUUUGACCUCCUAGCGAGCUCAGAUGCGAGAGUUUCUCAAGGUAAAUCUGUUAAAAAGGACUUGUUACCGGAAAAGAGCGAAUUUUUACUAACCUUGAAUGUUAGCGUCAACAACAAGAAGUUUAAUGACGCGGAGGACAAAGCAGAAAGAUUCAUUGAUUACGUAAAAGAGCUACAAUCAUUCUAA